AUGGGGUUCCAAAACUUGGUAUUGAUGACAUUUAUGGUGGCAUUGGUUUUUGGCCAAUUUGGGAAUUAUAAGGUUACUGCUCGUCCACAUAAGCACUCAUACAAACACUCAGCCUUCGAAAAACUUGAGGUUGUUGGUUUCAUCCAACGAAGUGGCACCCAUUUUAUUCUAAAUGGAAAGCCACACUACUUAAACGGGUUCAAUGCCUACUGGUUAAUGAUUAUGGCAUCUGAGCCAUCUACAAUGUCCAAGGUUACUUCAACCUUUCAAGAAGCUUCCCAGCAUGGUUUAAACGUAGCAAGAACCUGGGCCUUCAACGAUGGAGGUGACAAAGCCCUUCAGAUUUCUCCAGGUUCUCAUGACGAGAACAUCUUCAAGGGUUUGGAUUUUGUGAUAUCAGAAGCAGGAAAAUAUGGUGUACGAUUGAUACUAAGUUUGGUGAAUAACUGGAACGAUUAUGGUGGUAAGAAGCAGUACGUGCAAUGGGCAAGGGAACGCGGCCAGAACGUAAACAACGAUGAUGACUUCUUCACACACCCUGUCGUUAAGCAAUACUACAAAGAUCAGGUCAAGACUGUGUUGACAAGAAACAACACAAUAACUGGAUUGGCAUAUAAGGAUGACCCAACCAUUUUUGCAUGGGAGCUUAUCAAUGAACCUCGUUCUCAGAAUGACUACUCCGGGAAAUCAAUUCAGGAUUGGGUGAGCGAAAUGGCUGCUUAUGUUAAGUCCAUUGAUAGCAAUCAUUUACUAGAAGUAGGGCUUGAAGGAUUUUAUGGUGAAUCGAUGCCAGAAAAGAAAGAGUUUAACCCUGGAUACCAAGUUGGAACUGAUUUCAUUUCCAACAACCAAGUUCCCCAAAUUGAUUUCGCCACCAUCCAUCUCUACCCUGACCAAUGGGUAUCGAGCUCUAACGAAUCGGCCCAAGAUGCCUUUGUUAGCAAAUGGGUCCAAGCCCAUAUUCAGGACUCAAAAGAUGUUUUAGGAAAGCCCAUUCUUCUUUCUGAGUUUGGAAAGUCUUCGAGAUCUUCAGGAUACAGCGUGGACGAAAGGAAUACUUACUUUGAGCAAUUAUACGGUUUCAUAUACAGUAGCGCUAGCAGCGGAGGCCCAUGUUCUGGUGGGCUUUUCUGGCAAGUAAUGGCCCAAGGAAUGGAUGGUUAUCGUGAUGGGUAUGAAGUCAUCUUCGAAGAGGGUCCCUCGACAGUGAAUGUGAUAACUCAACAAUCUCAGAAAAUGUCAAAUAUUGAGUAG
This is a messenger RNA of Abrus precatorius (Indian licorice), 1254 nucleotides long. RefSeq names its product mannan endo-1,4-beta-mannosidase 4-like. The transcript has 5 exons. NCBI's taxonomy places the organism in Eukaryota, Viridiplantae, Streptophyta, Magnoliopsida, Fabales, Fabaceae. Gene Ontology annotation, molecular function: hydrolase activity, hydrolyzing O-glycosyl compounds. The record is from RefSeq and is a predicted model, not a curated record. The coding region runs from base 1 to 1254 and encodes 417 amino acids.